This is a messenger RNA of Chaetomium globosum CBS 148.51, 1014 nucleotides long. RefSeq lists its product as uncharacterized. NCBI's taxonomy places the organism in Eukaryota, Fungi, Ascomycota, Sordariomycetes, Sordariales, Chaetomiaceae. The record is from RefSeq and is a predicted model, not a curated record. The coding region runs from base 1 to 1014 and encodes 337 amino acids. Gene Ontology annotation, cellular component: nucleoplasm. Gene Ontology annotation, molecular function: protein kinase activity; N6-methyladenosine-containing RNA reader activity; ATP binding. Gene Ontology annotation, biological process: protein phosphorylation; mRNA splicing, via spliceosome; regulation of mRNA splicing, via spliceosome. The transcript has 4 exons.
AUGUUUGGUACCAUGGGCUAUGCAGCGCCCGAGGCGUUGGGAUACUUCGAUGAGGACGACGCUACCAUUACGUACACCAUAUCGGUGGACAUCUGGGCCGUUGGCACCAUCGCCUUGACGCUCCUACUAGGACGGGAUGUAUUUCCUCGCCAGGGGGACCUUUCGAGAUAUGUUAACCAGCAGAGGGCACUCGACUUUGCCCGAGAAGAGGGUGGCGAGCUCAGUGAUUCUUGCCGGGACUUUGUCACACGGAUGCUUGCACCACAUCCUGUAACACGACCUACUGCCAUCGCCGCCCUAGCCCAUCCGUGGUUGAAACAAGCAAUUCUCCCGCCGCCGCCACUCGACGAUGAUAACGAGAUACAUGUUCCCCAACAUACAAGUCAGAGUGAUAGUGCUUCGCCGCCAACCGCACAUCGCAUCAAAGAAGAGUCCCCGUUAAGACAAUCUCCUCGAUACUCUCCGGUCAAACUGGAACUGUAUCCGACAAGAGAUUCGGCAUCAAUCGAACGGAUAAAUCACUUUCUCUCUUUGGACAACACCCUGCUCACGCCUAAGCUCAGGACUGUCCUUUCUCCCGAGAACCGAUACUUCAUCCUUCGCUCGGACAACGCUACCGAUAUUGAAACUAGUGCCGCGCAUGACGUGUGGACUUCCAGCUCGCGCGUCAACAAUAUGCUUGACAAGGCCUAUGCCCUAUCAGGGGGCCAUGUCGUGAUGCUAUUCUCUGUCGUCCUGAGCCGUAAGUUCUGCGGCAUCGCCCGCAUGACGUCGCCCCUCGACUGGGACAACACGGAUCCGCAUUGGGUCGAGGACGUCUGGGAAGGGCGGUUCACGUUGGAAUGGCUGAGUCUCAUCGAGCUCCCGUUCGAUGGUGUCAAACAUGUGCCCGUCAAGGAAAGCACGCCAGGGUUCCGGGCAAUCUCGUGUUAUGACGGAACGCAGAUCUCGAGGGGCAGCGCGUGGGAACUGUUCCGCGCGUAUAGUGCUGAGGAGAGAAGGCAGCAACUGUGA